CAUACGUAUUUGUAGGGAACAAAAUGUUCCCCGUUUAGCACAUUUUCCUCAAUUGAAUGAAUCAAAUGAACUUCCUAAAACAGUAAAUUAUUCCGUUCCAAAAAAACACCCCCAAUAAUAACCAACUUACUUCCUCUGCAUUUUUGUCAAACACAUAGGUAACAGUGAUAUCAACGUACAGAAUAAACACACACCAAACGACAAUAAUCACAAAUACGUAUACAAAACUAAACUUAUUAUCCAAACCCAUUCCCAUGAUAUAAUGCGUCCCGAAAAAUAAAUCAUUUCCCAUCAAAAAAAGAUCUGUGGCAAAUUUCAACAAAAUAACGAAUUGCAACGUCUGAUUAGUUUCCCGCGACAAGUCUCGAAUCGCCCAAUAAAGUGAACAAAUUUUCGUCAAACUUUGUUUAUUACGUUUUAGACUGGAGCCGAAUUCAGUGUAGAAUUUUGAAAUUAGAAAAACGAAAAAUAUCAGAGUGGCUUCCGCCACGUAAAAAAACACCAAUUGUGGGAAAAAACAAAACCUGAACAAAUAGUCUUGUCUGUCUUUAACCAAAUAUAGACAAUCGCCAAUAAUCAUGGUAAGGGUGUAUAAAACUUUGAUUAAAAGAUACUUGGCGAGCUUUGCCCCGACUUCGAGACACCCAAAUUUGGGGAAACAGGCCAGGAAUAUUUUUUCAGUGGUUAGGAAUUUAGUGAGAAGUGUGGCCACAUUGUUCCUUCUUAUGUAGAAAAAUAAAGUGAAAAAAAUGUUUUGGCAAGUGACCACUGCAAAUAAAAAUAUCUGCAUUUGAAUUCGGUACGAGUCAACUUUAGUCUCGCAAAAUAUUAAAAACACUGACACGUUUAUAACUCCCAGACAAACUAGGACUAAUAAAAUGUAAAAAUACAAGUGAACGAUUACAGUUUGUGAAUUCCCCAAACGUUUGAUUUCGAAAACAGGCAAACCCGUGUACUUCCACACUUUAAAAAUGAGUCGUUCGUAAUCUGACACGUUCCUCGGACGCCACCACAUAUUAACCCAAUUAUUACAAUUUGUAAAUGCGGCCAAACAUCGUAACCACUUUUCAUUACAGCACUGUAGGGUCGAUACCAAUUCAUUAUGCUCUGGCAACCGAAAAAUGUAAUUGAAUUUGCGACCCCGAUUAUAAAACUGUGGAAAUAUUUGGGACUGCCGAUUUACGAAGUGACUGGUUUGCGCGUAACUCGUCAAAAAUCGUAUUUUUUCCCGUUUGCGUUCCUUUUUUUGGGUGUGAAUAUUUCGGUGUAUGCCGUUUACUACGGAGUGGAGAAUUCGCUAAGGAGUUGGUUAAGUGUUUGUGAAUUUGUUGCAAUACAAACGCAAAAUGUGAGUUUCGUCUUGUUGGCGUAUUGGAAAAGAAACCAAAUUCCAAAAUUCCUGGCAAAGUGCUUAGCCACUGAAAGACGGGUUAGUGCACUUUCGUGCACAAAUUUUGACUUUGUGGGGACUGGACGCCAGUUUUUGCUUCUACUAAUAGUGAAAUUGUUGCUCGUUAUUUUUAUUUUUGUAAUUGAUUGUAUUUUCAUGGCACGGGAUUUUAAGGACUAUAUUUUCCGCUACUGUUUUUACACCGGAUUUGUGUUUUACGGCGCCUCCGAUUUCACAAUUCUGGUGCUCAUCACACCAGUGGAAAAACUCUACGGACAUUUCUUAAAUAAUCUUGAAAAUCAUAAUCUUGAGGAAAGUGUUAGAGUAUUUUUCAUGUUGCAAGAUUUAGCUCAAAGCACGUUCAACAUUAUCGAAGAGUUUAUGUUGGCGAAAAUUCUAAUUGAUUUUUUUUACGCCUCCACUGAUGUGUUUUACGGGACAGCUUCGGCUUUGGAAGUCCAAACGUCACUUUUGGCCACAGUUUUGAGCUCUUUUAUUGUUGUCUUAUGGCUCUUGUUUGUUGUUCAUUCAAUAGUCACAAUCAGUUUUGUUUUUGGAAAAGUUAAGGAACAACACCAAGUCAUGAACGAAAUAAUCUGUGAGAGGUUUAGGUCUAAAGCAGCUAAAAACUACAGAUGUGAAGCUAAGCUACUCCUGAGGGGUAAAGUGAACCCGUUAAAAUUCACCAUUUGCGGUUUUCUACCCUUAGAUUAUUGUCUCGCUUACACUAUGACUGCAGGUAUAGUCACUUAUGUCAUUUAUUUAGUGCAAUUUAGUCAAGUAAGUCAUUGUGUAACAUGCAAAUAAAUCACAAAUACAUGAAAACAUUUCCUAAAGUAAAUUUUUAGGCAAAGAAUUUAAUUUUAAUUAUUUGAAACAGUGGAGUCUUUUUGUUGCACUUGUGUGAACUGUACCAAAUAUAUCAUGUAAGAAGCCA
Tribolium castaneum (red flour beetle) is the source of this 2327-nucleotide messenger RNA. RefSeq lists its product as uncharacterized. Gene Ontology annotation, cellular component: membrane; axon; neuronal cell body. NCBI's taxonomy places the organism in Eukaryota, Metazoa, Arthropoda, Insecta, Coleoptera, Tenebrionidae. The record is from RefSeq and is a predicted model, not a curated record. Bases 1103 to 2197 code for a protein of 364 amino acids. The transcript has 4 exons. Gene Ontology annotation, biological process: male courtship behavior; chemosensory behavior; sensory perception of taste.